Microtus oregoni (creeping vole) is the source of this 898-nucleotide messenger RNA. It is a transcript of the gene Fitm1, whose product is annotated as fat storage inducing transmembrane protein 1. Gene Ontology annotation, biological process: lipid storage; lipid droplet organization; phospholipid biosynthetic process. The record is from RefSeq and is a predicted model, not a curated record. Bases 1 to 879 code for a protein of 292 amino acids. NCBI's taxonomy places the organism in Eukaryota, Metazoa, Chordata, Mammalia, Rodentia, Cricetidae. Gene Ontology annotation, cellular component: endoplasmic reticulum membrane. The transcript is spliced from 2 exons.
AUGGACCGGGGACCGAUGGUGGGGGCAGGGCCGGGGGCCGGGACCCGAGUCCGAGCACUGCUCGGGUACCUGGUCAAGGCGCUGCUCUGGGUGGCCUCUGCCUUACUAUAUUUUGGAAGUGAACAAGCCGCGCGCCUCCUAGGCAGCCCCUGCUUACGGCGCCUCUAUCACGCUUGGUUGGCAGCAGUGGUCAUCUUUGGGCCCCUUCUGCAGUUUCAUGUCAACUCCCGGACGAUCUUCGCUAGCCACGGCAACUUCUUCAACAUAAAGUUUGUGAAUUCAGCAUGGGGCUGGACAUGUACCUUCUUGGGGGGCUUUGUGUUGCUGGUGGUGUUCCUGGCUACACGACGCGUGGCAGUGACGGCCAGGCACCUGAGCCGACUGGUGGUGGGGGCAGCUGUCUGGCGGGGGGCCGGCCGGGCCUUUCUACUCAUCGAGGACCUGACCGGUUCCUGCUUCGAGCCUCUGCCCCAGGGCCUACUGCUGCAUGAGUUGCCUGACCGCAGGAGUUGCCUGGCAGCCGGCCACCAGUGGCGAGGCUACACUGUCUCCUCCCACACCUUCCUGCUCACCUUCUGCUGCCUCCUCAUGGCUGAGGAAGCCGCUGUAUUUGCCAAGUACCUGGCCCACGGGCUACCAGCUGGGGCCCCCCUGCGCCUUGUUUUCCUACUCAAUGUGCUAUUGCUGGGCCUCUGGAACUUCUUGCUGCUCUGCACCGUCAUCUACUUCCAUCAAUACACCCACAAGGUGGUGGGUGCAGCAGUAGGCACAUUUGCCUGGUACCUUACCUAUGGUAGCUGGUACCACCAGCCCUGGUCUCCUGGGAUCCCAGGCCAUGGGCUCUUCCCCCGAUCCCGCUCAAUCCGCAAACAUAACUGAAAGAAAUAAAAGCAUACCA